Gopherus evgoodei (Goodes thornscrub tortoise) is the source of this 8272-nucleotide messenger RNA. RefSeq names its product transient receptor potential cation channel subfamily C member 6 (gene TRPC6). Gene Ontology annotation, molecular function: protein binding; inositol 1,4,5 trisphosphate binding; store-operated calcium channel activity. The record is from RefSeq and is a predicted model, not a curated record. The coding region runs from base 764 to 3436 and encodes 890 amino acids. The transcript has 12 exons. Lineage: Eukaryota; Metazoa; Chordata; Testudines; Testudinidae. Gene Ontology annotation, biological process: calcium ion transmembrane transport; regulation of cytosolic calcium ion concentration; manganese ion transport. Gene Ontology annotation, cellular component: membrane; cation channel complex.
CAUGUGAUGUAUGGGCAUGUGUUGAUAUGGCACAAUAAAUAAUCAAAUUUAAAUUCCUGGGCACUGCCCAUAGCAGAACAUUAGUUUUAUAGGCAAAUCACCCAGGGAACAAUAUCAAAGGAGAAGGGCGGGCUCCACUCCCAGCCUGGGACUAUAGCGUCUAGACCUAGGGAGCAGGCAGUUUAUAGUGGGAGGCUGGGGUGCAUUUCCAGACGUCCCAGCUCCAGUUACGCGGGGCACUUGCCCGUUGGGAGCGGUUCUCUUGCAGCUCUGAGGAGGACACAGCUCAGGAUGGGGCUGUGCAAACUUUUACUCACGUCCGAGCGCUCCAAACGCCGGGCAGUGACGACUGGGGAGGAGGAUGUUGCCGACUGACAUAGUAACUCCGCUCGCUCGCUCCUCUCAGCCAGUGUGGCUGGGAGCUGCUGGCGGCCGCGGUGGUGGCUGCUGGACCCGCGCCUGGCUGGCAGCGUGGAGGGAGCCCGGGCCGCUGCUGCCCUCCUGCAGCGGGCUGGAGACGCCGGGCAGCCCGAGCGUUUCUUCUGCCGGCUCCAUGGCGGCCCGGGAGCGGCCCUGAAGGAGCCCGGUGCCCCAGCCUGGCCGCCCCAAGGCAGCGGAGCAGCGGCAGCCGGGCGCGGGACGCACCGCUGACGGGGAGGGUGAGGCUGGAAGAGCCGGCGCUGCCUGUGGGGGCGCCCGGGUGUCUGCGGCUCCCCGGCCCCUCCAAGCUGCGGCGCGAAGCUCAGAGACCCCCGGGAACAGCAUGAGCCGCGGCCAGCCCUACGUGCCGCGGCCAGGCAGCUCCCCGGCCAGGCCGGGCCGCCGGACCGGGAGCCAGGACUAUCUGCUCCUGGCCUCGGGGCUGUGCGAGGAGAACCCGCUGCCGCCCUACGCCUACUACCCCGGUCGAGGUACUGAGAAUAGGCUAGCAGUUCGACGCCAGACCAUACUCCGGGAGAAGGGCAGAAGGCUGGCCAAUCGAGGACCAGCAUACAUGUUUAAUGAUCGUUCCACAAGCCUUUCUCUUGAUGAGGAGCGUUUUUUGGAUGCAGCAGAAUAUGGGAAUAUUCCCGUGAUUCGUAAAAUGCUGGAAGAGUGUACUUCACUAAAUGUGAACUGUGUGGAUUACAUGGGGCAGAAUGCUUUGCAGCUCGCAGUCGCCAAUGAGCAUCUGGAGAUUACAGAACUUUUACUGAAGAAGGAGAACCUCUCCCGGGUUGGGGAUGCCUUGCUGUUGGCUAUUAGUAAAGGUUAUAUUCGGAUAGUGGAAGCCAUCCUAAAUCAUCCUGCAUUCGCUGAAGGCAAGAGACUUGCAUUAAGUCCCAGCCAAUCAGAAUUCCAGCAUGAUGACUUUUAUGCAUAUGAUGAGGAUGGAACCCGGUUCUCCCAUGAUGUUACCCCAAUCAUUCUGGCUGCUCACUGCCAUGAAUAUGAAAUUGUCCACACCCUUCUGAGAAAAGGUGCUCGUAUUGAAAGGCCACAUGAUUAUUUCUGCAAAUGCAGUGAGUGCAGUGAGAAGCAAAAACAUGACUCUUUCAGCCAUUCUAGGUCCAGAAUCAAUGCCUACAAAGGUCUGGCGAGCCCUGCGUACCUCUCCUUAUCCAGUGAAGACCCGGUAAUGACUGCCUUAGAACUUAGCAAUGAGCUGGCUGUGCUUGCAAACAUUGAAAAAGAAUUCAAGAAUGAUUACAAAAAAUUGUCUAUGCAAUGCAAGGAUUUUGUAGUUGGACUUCUCGAUUUGUGCAGAAAUACUGAAGAAGUGGAAGCUAUUUUGAACGGAGAUGUGGAGAUGAGCCAUAGUAGUGGAGAACGUGGUCGUCCCAGUCUUAGCCGCUUAAAACUUGCCAUUAAGUAUGAAGUCAAAAAAUUUGUAGCACAUCCAAACUGCCAGCAACAACUUCUCUCAAUCUGGUAUGAGAAUCUCUCAGGUUUACGUCAGCAGACCAUGGCAGUGAAGUUUCUAGUUGUUCUUGCAGUUGCAGUAGGGCUGCCAUUCCUGUCAGUGGUUUACUGGAUUGCUCCAUGCAGCAAGCUGGGGAGGAUAAUGCGUGGACCAUUUAUGAAGUUUGUAGCACAUGCAGCCUCUUUCACAAUUUUUCUUGGGCUGCUAGUCAUGAAUGCAUCUGACAGAUUUGAAGGCACCAAACUCCUACCUAAUGAAACUAGAACAGAUAAUGCAAAACAGCUGUUCAGAAUGAAAACAUCCAGCUUCUCAUGGAUGGAGAUGCUCAUUAUCUCUUGGGUAAUAGGCAUGAUAUGGUCUGAAUGUAAAGAAAUUUGGUCUCAAGGGCCCAAGGAAUAUCUGUUUGAGUUAUGGAAUAUGCUUGAUUUUGGUAUGUUGGCCAUUUUUGCAGCAUCAUUCAUUGCAAGGUUUAUGGCAUUUUGGCAUGCUUCCAGAGCCCAGGGCAUUGCUGAUGCAAAUCCAGGUGCACCAUUGGAUUCCAAGACACAAUACUACACAUUCGCCAGAAUAAACUGGGAUCCAUCUGAUCCACAAAUCAUAUCUGAAGGCCUGUACGCAAUUGCUGUUGUUUUAAGUUUCUCCAGAAUAGCCUACAUUCUCCCAGCCAAUGAAAGCUUUGGACCUCUACAGAUAUCACUUGGCAGAACUGUGAAAGACAUCUUCAAGUUCAUGGUAAUAUUUAUCAUGGUGUUUGUGGCCUUCAUGAUAGGAAUGUUCAAUCUCUAUUCCUACUACCGUGGGGCCAAACAAAACGAAGCAUUCACAACAGUUGAAGAAAGUUUUAAGACAUUGUUCUGGGCUAUAUUUGGACUUUCAGAAGUGAAAUCAGUUGUCAUCAAUUAUAGACACAAAUUUAUUGAGAAUAUCGGUUAUGUCCUUUAUGGAGUCUAUAAUGUUACUAUGGUCAUUGUUUUAUUGAACAUGCUAAUUGCAAUGAUCAACAGCUCUUUCCAGGAGAUUGAGGAUGAUGCUGAUGUGGAAUGGAAGUUUGCUAGGGCUAAACUCUGGUUUUCCUACUUUGAAGAGGGGAGAACUCUUCCUGUACCAUUCAACCUAGUGCCAACUCCAAAAUCUUUGCUUUAUCUCUUACUCAGAAUAAAAAAAUGGAUCUCUAAAGUAUUCCCAUGUCAUAAGAAAGGUUUUCAGGAAGAUGCAGAGAUGAAUAAGCUUGGACAAAGUAAGCAAUCAAGUAUAAGAAGUGCAGAUGAUCUCCAUUUAGAUAGUUUAAGUAAUCCUCCACGACAGUACCAGAAGAUAAUGAAGCGUCUCAUUAAAAGAUAUGUACUGAAAGCUCAGACAGACAAGGAGAGUGAUGAAGUCAAUGAAGGUGAACUGAAGGAAAUUAAACAGGACAUCUCAAGUCUUCGUUAUGAACUUCUUGAGGAAAAAUCUCAGAACACAGAAGACCUGGCAGAACUCAUUAGAAAACUUGGGGAGAAACUUUUGAUUGAGCCCAGAGCAGAAGAAAGCUAACCUAAACAUUUAAAUAACAAACCAAAAAUCCAACAAUCCACUUCAAGCCAUAUUUAUCCUCCCUUAAUUUUUCAAACUAAGUUCACAUUUUUAGAACAGAUCAAGAAAUGAAAUUAUUCCAGUUCUUUAAUGAAAAACUGCAGUUGGCUAACCCCUUACAUCUGUGAUUGACAAAAAAUGUCAUUUGAGGAAAGAUAUUUAUUUAUUUUACCCCCUUCCAGAGAAAAAAUAAUCUUAGAUUACUCAAUGUGCAAUUUCCUUCUUUCCAAAUGUAUCAGCUAAGGCUUCAGUAGACCACGUAUUAAACUGUUGGUUCUGUAAAUCUAAAUUCCUCAUAUCUUAACCUCUUAUUAUAUUUUCUAUAGCCUUUCUGUAUUCCUUUCCUAAAUAUACAUGAGUAUAAUUGAAUGAAAUGGAAGAGAAGAAGGCCUAUAAGGCCUAGUCCAAAACCACCCCAAUCAAAAUCCAUUUAUUUUUCAAAAGAAAAUGUUCCCAAAUAGGGGGGGAAGCCUUUCUGCUCAAUUUGCAAAUAAAAUUCAAAGCCAUGGAAGUAAUUUAUUUUGAACAUGUUUCCUUGUGGAUGUUUGUCAUGACAUCCUGUGAGCUGCCUCCUUACCACUCAUCCCACUAUGUUUUCAACAAACUAAUCCUGAGCUAUCCUUCCAGGAAGCUGCAUUCCAGUGGGAGUUACUGCAUUUAGAAAAUAACACCUUUCACAAAGUUUUAUUGAAAAGCUAUUGUUGAGAUCCGAAACAAAGUCCCCAAUCCAAAUCUGCCUGAACCUUGGAGAAGUUCUGAUCUGUCUCCAGCUUCUGAGCUUCCCCAAUUUCUAUAAUGUCUUGAACCACACCAGCAGCUCUGAACACUCCCAAAUUUUAGAGGAGUUUACAUCUGGAUCAUUUUGUUGGUUGACAUUUCCAUCUAGGAAGGACCAAACUAAACUCUAGAUGCUAACCUCUCUGAGUUCUUGGAAGCUUUUGCAUCUGUAUAUGAACAUCUUCAAAUUUUAAAUAAUUUGUUUAAGUAACAGGGUUUUAUCUGGGCCCAUUUCUAGUAAAAAGAAAAUCAUAGUUUGACAGUAAUAGCUUUUGAAUAAACUUUGUGGAGCUUUUUUUUUUUUUUUGUAGAAGGUAUCAGAAUCUAAACAUCUCCAUCUCUUCCUUUUAUACAGGAGGUUUUAAAAAAAGUCAUUGCCCAGGAAAUUUGUUACAGAUUAUGGUUUUUAGUGUCUAACUGAGUGAGCUGAAAAAUAAUUUUAUUGGUCAAAUCAUAAUUAUUUUGGAAGGGGGAUAAACUAUAAGUACAUGAUGGAGGUGGGGCUUCUGUCUUUUCUGGAGUGUAAUCCAAGUUGUUAUUAAGGUCAGCAUUCCUAGAGUACAUCCACUUUGAUCCAUAAAAGUUCUGUGAUUCUGUGAAACUUCUUAGCCUUACCAGCUCAGUUAAUAAUGGAUAGUGUGGGACAAACUAUGUAUUGCAGGUCUCAGACUCAAUGAACUCAGGGUUUAGAAACUUUCAAGGGCCUCUCUCAGGGAGGAGAAGGAAAAAGAGUUUUUCAGAGGUGCCAGAACAGUGUCAUUAUAAUUAUGCAUGAACCCACAGUGGCUAAGGGUGGGGAAAACUAUGGCACCCACAGUGGCCACCCUUAACCUUAAUCACUUGCCUUAGAUAAUUAAAAACCAUGAUCUCUUUAUCUGCUGUAUUCCCUGUUGUGAGGAUAGGGAUUACUGCAAACACUGAGAUGCCCUUAUCUCUGUCUCAGGCUUUACGGCCUACUUUUUACAUUGACCAGUGAACCUAAAGCAUUUUUUGACUCCCAUUGGAAGUCAAUGGGAGUUAGACACUUUGAUGCCCUUUCUAAGUCCCAGCCCAUAUAGUUAGGCCAAAAUUAGACUUUGAUUUUGUAUGUCCAACUCAAAAAAACUUUGGGCCUGAUUUUCAGAGAUUAGUGCUUCCCACUCCAGUGGGAGCUCAAAGUGCUCAGCUCCUCUGAAAUCAGGCCUAAUUUGUCCAGAGCAGGUCUCCCAAAAUCAGCAAACUCUUUUGAAAAUUUGGCUGCUAAAAUCUUUAGAUAACAAUUGCAACAGAAUUAUCCUUUCAAUAUUAGAAAUUCUUGAGGAUGUUCAUUCUGAUUUACAAUUUGGAUCCAUAACAUAUAAUGUUAAAUCAUGAUUAAAUCUUGAAACUGCAUAAACCUAAUAUGAGGAAAAUGUUUACUAAAUAGAUAACAAGGAAAAAAAUAGGUACUAUUGAAGUGAAUAUUUUUAUUGCAGAGGUUAAAUGAACGCUGUAAAUAUGUUUAAGCCCACAUUUUGACUUUCCUUAAAACUGAAGGACCGUAAUGUACAUAUUGUAUUUCAUGAAGAUAUGCAUAUGGAUUUUUUUUAUUCAGUGAAGAUAUUUUUAUGUGGUUAUUACAAAUGGAAGAACUUAUUAAAUGUAUCGAAGCAGUCCAAUGCCAAAUGCAGUAUGACAGACAAUGUAGUAAUUCAAAUAAGCACCACACCAAAUACAUUAUGAGAUAAAUUAAAAUGUACCAGACUCAAAAUACCUGUGUGACACGUUGUCUGAACCUGUUGAUCACUUUGGCUACUUUUGCUUUACAGACAAUAAUAAUACAAAUAUGGCUGGAGGCUAUAAUUCACUAGCAAACAAUCACCCAUUGUUACCCCGAAAACAGAAUAUAAAUUUUUCCCAAAGUUUUUCCUCAAAAUAGCCUACCUGUUAUAACCCGUCUUUUCUGCUCAGGUAUGGGUCUCCAGGGUAGCUAAGGAAUAUCUUAGAGUACACUGAUGCAGCCUUCUGAUAAAUGAUUAACACAAGAAGUAUUCUUCCCAAAACAAAGCACCCUUCAUUGGUGUAAACACAAAUCCCUAACACAACACCACCCCUUAUUGGUGUUAUAAAUCACAAAUCCCCCAUAACAAGCUAGAGAUGAUCCCAAAUCACAUUGCCUUAUAGUUUGGAGUGGUACUAAGUGGCUGUGCCCGGCUUCAGUAUGAAGUUGAGUGCAUUGGAAAUAGUGCUGUAAUGUGGUAUGCCUUCUGCAGAGUUCUGACAAGCAGAUAUUAGCAACAGUAAGCAAAGCAACUGUGAAUCAAGCCUAUGAGCAGAAUAUGUAAGGAGAGAAUGUAAGAAUCAGUGGCUGUCUCAUCCGUUUGUUCGCUUUGCCCAUGCGGUUUGUCUAUUUAGUCCAGUGAGAGGGAGAAGACCAAGAACAAGAGAAACCAGAGGGAGAACUUCUAAGAACUGUUAAACUCGGCUUUCAUUGACAAAACGGUGGAGACUGUGACAUACUACAGUGCUCUUCCCACUGACAAAACUUGACUGCUUUGCCGACAAAAUAAAAUCACAUAGACAAGAGGCAUAGAGGUGUUUGCAGCAAAGUUAGAUUGACAGAGUGUCAGCGUAGAACUGCACUUGGUUAUGUCAUCAUAAAUGGCUUCCAAGUGGUGUCCAACAAUGCCCAUCCUGAUCGCUCUAGUCAGCAGUUCGAACUCCGCUGCCCUGCACCCACAUGCACAAGCAUCUUCCUUGCCCCCUUUAAAGGACCAGGAAUUUUUGAAUUCCGCUUCCUGUUUACUCGGCGUGGAGAGCUCACAUCGCAUUUUCACAGUUGACCAUGGCAGCCUCAUGCAUCAAAUGUUCUCCUGCUUGGAGCACAUCACGGUUGUUGGAUCUGCAGGGUCUGUGGGGAGAGAGGCUGUGUAGUCCCAGCACCACUCCAGGCAUAGGCACUUUGAUACCUAUGGUCAGAUUUCUUGUGGCAUGUUGGAUAAGGGCUAAGAGCGGGACAUGAAUCAGUGCCAUGUGAAGAUAAAGGAGCUGAGCAGGCAUACUAGAAGGCAAGGGAGUCAAAUUAUUACUCUGGUGCUGCACUGAAGACCUGCCGUUCUGUAAGGAGCUGGAUGCCAUCCUCCAUGGCAACCCCACCUUCACCAUCAAAAACCCCAUGAAUACUUUGGCAGGGCUGGAAACAGCGGCCAGCAGACUUGACCUUGAGGAUGAAGUGGUGGAUGAGGAAGUGGAGUUGGAGGAUAAGAUGGGACAGGUAACAGGGUCAUCUGAAACUGGCAAGCCAGGACCUCUUCUCAACCUCAGAGGGGUCAAGCUAGUCUGAUCACUGUGUCUCUGGUGCACAUGAUGCAAGAGAGGGGAGCUCUAGUAAGUGCUCAUUUUGAUUUGAUGCUGCUCGGUUACAUGAGAUAGAGCUAUCCUUUGCUUUGCAAUAUGCUAGAAGUGAGUUGAGGGAUAGACAUUUACAAGACUAGCUGUAUUUGCAUCUGCUUCACAUUCCCUCUGAUGCAGCUACACAGUGGGGGCUCUGAGGAAGAGUGUGUUAAUGCACACCGAGAUUUAACAGGAAUCCUCCAGAAAGAUCGCUUGGAAACUUUCCUGGAAGUACUCACCAAUCUUCUGCUAAAGGUUCUUUGGCAGAGCUGCUUUGUUCUUUCCCCUAUUGUGGGAAACUUUCCCCAUGCUAACUGGCAAUCACUUGUGCAGAGAUGAAACUGGCAUGUAGGAAAGCAGCAUAAGGACCAGGUCUGAAGAUGCAUGCAUGCAGGAGAUCCCCCCUUGCAUCCUCGCUUACCCUCAGGAGUGAGAUAAUGGCUUCAAUGAUCCUGUGGAAAUUGGUGGCAGAAUUUACAAUAUUGUCCCUCGUCACUUCAAGUAAUCUUCUUAAAAAAACACCAAGAGCCUUUGCCCCAUUUUCAGCACACACACACACCCCAGCCAAACUCAUCAUAUUUAGUGAAUAUGCCAAGCUGUGUGUGUCAUAAACAGAUAGUUAAGGGUUAAUGUCUCUUUUACCUGUAAAGGGUUAAGAAGCUUAGUAAA